Pocillopora meandrina is the source of this 1418-nucleotide messenger RNA. Lineage: Eukaryota; Metazoa; Cnidaria; Anthozoa; Scleractinia; Pocilloporidae. The record is from the annotation of a GenBank genome assembly.
AUGACCGGCCGAGGGAAAGGAAAAGCGUCGGGCACCAAGGCAAAGAGCAGGUCCAGCCGAGCAGGUCUUCAGUUUCCAGUCGGCCGCAUCCACCGACUCCUUCGCAAAGGAAACUAUGCAGAGCGUGUCGGGGCGGGUGCUCCCGUGUACUUGGCCGCUGUGCUCGAGUAUCUAAGUGCUGAAAUUCUAGAGUUAGCCGGAAACGCCGCUCGUGACAACAAGAAGACCAGAAUCAUUCCCAGACACCUGCAGUUGGCCGUCCGAAACGACGAGGAAUUGAACAAACUUCUAGCUGGUGUAACGAUCGCCCAGGGCGGUGUUCUUCCCAACAUACAGGCCGUGCUGCUACCCAAGAAGGCCGAGAAGAAGCACCAUUGACAACAUCAAACCAUAAAACGGCUCCUUUAGGAGCCACCAAACCUCGAAAAAGUCGUGAUCAGUGAAAAAAUCCAUUUACUCCAAUUGACACUCGUACAUGCACACACAAGCGCUCGCGUCUUUACUUUGUCAUCGAUCAAAACAAAUCGUUUCAGUUCAGCUAGUGUCCAUCGCUUACAUUCCGUAUUUUUGAUCCCAAACUAGUAAAAGAAAUAAAAAGCAAAUAAAAAAAUCAAACAGACGGAAUGAAAGACAAUUCAAAUCAGCUUUUUUUUUUUUGGAAACAUUGCCGGCGACUUUGUUUUCCUUUCGUUUGGUUGGACGACGGUAAUUUGGAUUUGCAAAAUGCCUCGACACAUUUGCAGCCCGCUCUUGUCUCUCUCUCUUUCAAUUGUUGGAGUGUGGAAUUUGCGAAUUGCAUAAACUGCUUUCCUACCUGUCAAGACAGAGAAACGCAUUUGAGUUUGAAUGGUACGAUCGCUGAUCACAAGUUUGCGUGGUUGUUGCAAACCCGCUUUAAUCUUUUCUAUUCCUUGCCAUCCCCGUUCCAAUAAGGAACGAGGUACUUUUAUUGGGGCUAUUUUUAUUGGGGCUUUUUUGGGGCUAAUUUUGCAUAGCAAGACAAGCGACUCGAAAUGUGUGUGUUAAUGAAAUGUGUUAAUGAUCAGAACUAACGUACUUGGAGAACGGUGCGAUCACGCGUGGUUCCAUUGCGUGGAAACGUAAUAGAAUUUGAGUAGAACGUUCGCUGAACCCAGCUUUGCACGGCUUUUGAAACUCCAAUUUACUACUUCCUAUUUCCUGCCAUCCCAGUUCCCUGUUGGAACGAGAGACUAUUUGGCACACCACGACAAGCGACUCGAGUUACACUGCAUUAACGCUAACACAAGGAUUAGGAGAAACGUUGAGAGCAGAAAAAUAUCGCCCUUUGACUCGUUGUUCAAACACAGGGUUUGACCAUCACUGUGGCUGAUCACGACUUUCGCAUGAGGUGGUGGCUCCUAAAGGAGCCGUUUAUCAGUUCUCAGAGGUUUCCGUGA